AAAACAUUCUCUGCUUCCAAAGCCUCCAGUGUCUCUAGUAAGCAGUGCAACAGCAACAGCUCCUUGCUGCUGAACUCCAGAGACGUGGAAAAUACUGGAUCAGGAUGUCCCAGCAAAGAUGCAUUGUGAUCUUUGCACUGGUAUGCUGCUUUGCAAUUCUGGUUGCACUGAUAUUUUCGGCAGUGGAUAUUAUGGGAGAAGAUGAGGAUGGACUCUCAGAAAAGAACUGUCAAAAUAACUGUCGGGUUGCUCUCGUGGAAAAUAUUCCUGAAGGGAUCAACUAUUCAGACAGUGCACCAUCCCAUUUGUCUCUUUUCCAAGGCUGGAUGAAUUUGCUUAAUAUGGCUGAAAAGUCUGUUGACAUAGUAUCUUCCCAGUGGGACCUCAAUCACAGUCAUCCAUCAGCAUGCCAGGGUCAGCGUCUUUUUGAAAAACUGCUGGAACUGGCGUCCCGAAAUAUCGAGAUAAAGCUCGUGAGCGAUAAACUGCCCAUGGAAUCCAAGGUAUUAAACGACUUGAAAACAAAGGGUGCUGAAGUGUUGUAUAUGAACAUGUCAGCAUAUAAUGAAGGUCGGCUCCAGUCAUCGUUCUGGAUUGUCGAUAAGCAGCACGUAUACAUUGGAAGUGCCAGCCUGGACUGGCGAUCGUUGGGACAGAUGAAGGAACUUGGCGUCAUUGUAUACAACUGUAGCUGCCUGGUCCUGGAUUUACAAAGGAUAUUUGCCCUGUAUAGCUCGUUAAGGUAUAAGAACAAAGUUCCUCCGAGUUGGUCUAAGAGACUCUAUGGAGUGUACGAUACUCAAAAUAAACUGACGCUGCAGCUGAACGAGACAAAAUCGGAAGCUUUUGUGUCGAACUCACCUAAACUCUUCUGCCCCAAGGACAGAGUCCUGGAUAUUGAAGCUAUCUACAGUGUUAUUGAUGAUGCCAAGCAGUUUGUGUACAUUGCUGUCAUGGACUACUUGCCAAUUGUCAUCGACACCAACGCUAAGCGGUACUGGCCGUAUUUAGAUGGGAAGAUAAGAGAAGCAUUAGUUUUACGAAGUAUUAAAGUACGACUUCUCAUAAGUUUCUCAAGAGACACAGAUCCCCUUACUUUUAACUUUGUUUCAUCUCUGAAAGCUAUUUGCACUGAAGUUCCAAGCUGUAGUUUGAAAGUUAAAUUCUUUGACCUUGAGGAAGAGAGUGCCUGCUUCCUUAAAGAACAGAAGAACACUUCCCUUCCCAAACUGAAUCGUAACAAAUACAUGGUGACUGAUGGAGCUGCGUAUAUUGGUAAUUUUGAUUGGGUAGGAAAUGCUUUUACGCAGAAUGCUGGAGCUGGCCUUGUAAUCAACCAAGCAGACGCGGGGAACAGCACAAGCAUCAUUAAGCAACUCAAAGCUGUUUUUGAAAGGGACUGGUAUUCACAUUAUGCCAAAAGUUUACAACCAACAAAAAUCCCAAACUGCUUUAACCACAAACUCAAUAAAGGAACUUCAAAUAAGACUUCAGUGAGCAAUUUGAAUUAGAAAGACUAUUUUACCAUUUAGUAUGGCAAUGAAGAAUUAUGUUGGGGUGUAGCCUUCUUUCAUAUUUACAGACAAAAGACUUAAAGAAAAAGCAAAAAAAAAAAAAAAAGAAGUUUGGUUUGGGGGGGGUGUUUUUAGGAAAAAGCACACUUAUAUUAAAUCUGUCUAACCUAUAUUCUCUAUAUGGAUUAUUUAAGACUUUCAAAUUUGUUACUUCUGACACUGAAUGUCAUUUCCGCUUCCAUGUAAAUUUUAAUGUUCCACAUUUGAAUUUAUCAGCAUGUGUCAAUGUUUCUGUUUUAGGACUUUCCCCAAUUGCCAACCUGGCUAGAGCAAACCUUGGGGCAAAAUGAAGAUUCCAGCUAUGAAAUGGCAUUCUAAGAUCAGUUAUUAUUGACAUUCAGAUAGAUGGUAGGUUUACUGUAAUAGAAAAUGUAAAGGAUUAAGCAAAGUUUCACCCAUAUUAAUAAUCCCCUUCAAAUAACUACCCUGUCAUAAAAAUACUUACUGGUUUUGAGCAUUUACUUUGAGUAUCACUAUUCCAUGUCUUCUAACUAGCCUUAAAACACAUUGGAGUUACAGGACUGGUAAUUCUUUCAUCUCCUAACAGUAUGAGAAAUUUUUAAGGGGUUGGGGUUGGUCUCAUCAAGUUUAUCAUAUUCCGUAAAGCCUCUCAGAUUUUUUAUCAAAGUACUGUGGAUUUCUUUCAACAGAAUAGUUAUUUCCAAUUACAUGUAUUUAAUCUAACAGUGAAAAUCUCUGGGUUAAUAGCUAAAACCUAGGACUGAUUUUUUUUUUUUUUUUAAUGUUUUUUGUAAUCUGAAGAAAAUUUCUUCCCCACGUUAAAUAUUUAUCAUGUGUGAGUCAGCAGAUAUGUGAUGACAAAUUAUUAAACCAAUGCACAUCUCAAAAUCAAAUACAGCUUUU
Molecule: messenger RNA, 2438 nt
Organism: Serinus canaria (Common canary)
Lineage: Eukaryota; Metazoa; Chordata; Aves; Passeriformes; Fringillidae
Gene: PLD5
Product: phospholipase D family member 5
Exons: 10
Coding region: 105-1511 (468 amino acids)
Molecular function (GO): catalytic activity
Source: RefSeq, a predicted model, not a curated record